Molecule: messenger RNA, 1283 nt
Organism: Paramacrobiotus metropolitanus
Lineage: Eukaryota; Metazoa; Tardigrada; Eutardigrada; Parachela; Macrobiotidae
Exons: 7
Coding region: 349-1011 (220 amino acids)
Biological process (GO): cell adhesion; extracellular matrix organization
Cellular component (GO): extracellular matrix
Molecular function (GO): cell adhesion molecule binding
Source: RefSeq, a predicted model, not a curated record
CUGUUUUGCCGAUUACCCUGUCACUUCUAACAAAGCCGAAAGUGUAGUUUGUCAUCGUAAUAUCCUAGCAAAAAUGCUCCCGUUUUUUUACCUCGUUAUCGUUCCCUUCGCAGUCAUUAACGCGGAUCAUGGGAACACCACAAGCAAGCCGACACUUAAUUUGUUGGAUCUGGCUAAGGAAAUGGGACUGACCAGCUACCUUUCGGCUUUAAAAGACACCGGCAGCCUGAAUAUACUGACCAACUCAAGCGGUCUCACCGUUUUGCACCCACCAACGAGGCUUUUCUCGCUGUCGAUCGACACACCAGGCAUCACUGGGAUAAAGAUGCAGCUUCUUACCAGCAGCUAAUGAGGUAUCAUAUUUUGAAUCAACGGAAGGAUCGAGCAGAUUUAAAGGAUGAAUUGGUCUUCGAGACCCUGGCCGGCCAUGGACUAACUGGCCGAUUCAUUAAUUACGACGGAUACAGUAAAAAUGUGCAACUAUACAACGAUGCCGAAAUAAGUUCUUUCGACCAUGAAGCCACCAACGGAGUUAUUCACACAUUGAACAACGUUGUGGGACAUAUACAAAGUGGCACAUUGCUCGAUAUCGCCAAAGAGCGUGAAGAGUUGUCGGAAAUCCUCAAAGCCAUUGAUGCGGCUGGCCUGACUGAUUUACUCACAGGUGCAAUCCCCGCAUCAACGCCGCUGACCUUUGCCGCUCCUACUAACGAUGCCAUCAAGAAACUGCCAGGUGGUACAUGGGACGCACUUUUAAACAACCGUACGCAGCUAACCGAUGUGCUGCAAUAUCAUUUCGCAAGUGCCGGCACCUGGAUGACCCGCGGACUGGUGGACAAACUGAAAGUGGAGACACUGAAUAAGAAAGCCAACUGGACGGUGUCCUUCGAUAGUCAGAAUGCUAUCAAGAUCGACGAUGCAUCCAUAGUUUUCGGUGACCUUUCCGCUACCAACGGAGUCGUUCACAUAAUAGACGGUGUGCUGUUGCCCCAUCCGAAAACGAACCGAUAAUUAGGCAUCAACGGACGAGAAACCAAUCGAUGCCGAACUAAGCAUCUCUUUUGAAACCGAAACGUGGUCGAUACCAACCAUACAUGUCGCAGCACCACUCUCGCACCGCAGCACCACUCUGGUAGAAAAAAUUACUUGGACUCUGUAUUAUUGUAAUCUACUUAUUCAGCGCGGCGAGAGCAGAAAUAACGGUGCCUUCAACACGAGAAAGAACGAUUACAACCUGCGAAACGUUCGCCCAAUUACCUUGCGUAAAUAGCAAAAGCCACUCC